AUGCGAUAUUUCAAAGUCCUUACUCGUUGCACACAGCUGGGUCUACGAGAGACGGCAACCAAGCCAGCCGAGUGGCGCGCUCGUCUAAGCAUUGGACCCAACUGCCUCGCUGACAAUGCGACGCCCAAGGCCGUGGUAGUUGGCUACUCUGGCAUCACAGGCUGUCCUGUGUCUGCUGCUCCUGCAAAGAAGGGUACUGUGCGCGACACUAUCGAUUGA
Messenger RNA from Fusarium venenatum, 219 nucleotides. NCBI's taxonomy places the organism in Eukaryota, Fungi, Ascomycota, Sordariomycetes, Hypocreales, Nectriaceae. The record is from RefSeq and is a predicted model, not a curated record.